UUUAUCAUUCAUCUCAUAUCUCAUAUCAGUGUUCAUAUCUCUUACAGUGGAUUCCUUACCGGAAUUUUGUCGGCAGUUUUUUUAAUGUAGUAAUAUAUAUUUUACAUAUCAAGUAACAAAAAUCAAAAACUUAUUUGGUAUGAUAUAUUAGCUGUUGUAAAACAAUUUGUAUAUUGUUUAAAAUAUGGACAAGAUAAAGGUAAAGAAGGGCAGUCAAAAUAUGAAAAAUUCAACUAAAAUACAAAGCGUAAAACUAACUGAUUCUACGGCAUCAAUAAUGAAGCUUGUGGAUGAGCUUCUAGAUGCCACUAGCACAAUAUCUAAUUCGGCAUCGGUUAACGAGCAGUGGUCUAUACACUUGGUGAUUGCUGAUUUACUGUUUAAAAUCAAAACACUAGAAGCGGAAUUUGGAUUGAAGCCUUUAUCCCAAAGGAAUGACCAAGCAAUUGAGAAAUUAACUAAAUGGGCUGUAAAAAAUGACGCUAUUUUAAACGGAGUAGAAGUCUAUCAAUUAGAUGAUGGCACAUAUGGUAUGAAAUCUAAACAAAAUCUUUCAAUCGGGGAAAAGAUAGUAAUAGUACCUAAAACGUUGAUGAUUACUGAAGAAAAUAUAUUGUCAUCCCCAUUGCGAAAACUACAUUCGCAGGAUAUGAUGUUACGUAAUAUGCCUAAUGUUGCUUUAGCUAUAUUUAUCUUAGUAGAAUCAUUACGUAAAGAUAAAACGAGCUUUUGGAAUCCAUAUUUGAGUACUUUACCCGAGUCAUAUUCAACACCGGUUUACUUUGAAAUAGCUGAUCUGGAAGCGUUAAGAGGAUCACCUACUUUGGAAGCUGCAUUGAAACUUAAUAGAAACAUAGCUCGUCAGUAUGCUUAUUUUAAAAAACUUUUCCAGUUGUCCAAAGAUCCAGCCAGUUUGAUUUUAAAAGAUACCUUCACAUAUGAAUAUUAUAGGUGGGCAGUAUCGUCGUUGAUGUCCCGUCAAAAUUUUAUACCAAGUUUAGAUAAUUCUUCGAACUCUAUAAGUGCACUCAUUCCACUUUGGGAUAUGUUCAAUCAUCAUAACGGAAAACUGUCUACCGAUUUCAUCAAGUCGGAUAACACUUGCGUGUGCUACGCCGACCGCGAUUAUUCGGCCGCCGACCAAGUGUUCAUUUUCUACGGUGUGCGGACAAACGCAGAUUUUCUGGUGCACAAUGGAUUCGUGUACGCCGACAACGAGCACGACGCCGUGAAAAUACGCCUGGGCGUGUCCAAGUCCGACCCGUUGUACGCGCUUCGUUACCGGUUGCUGCAGACCCUGUCAUUACCGGCGCUGGCCGAAUUCUCCCUGACGCCCGGUCCGUGUCCGGUCGAUGGCAAACUAUUGGCGUUCGUGCGCAUAUUCAACAUGGACAAAAAAACCCUGGACGAAUGGAUCGGUCAAGAAGAGAAACAUUGUUUGCAAUUGACCCGAACGGACAUGUCGGAAGGCGCACUCGAUGUCUCGCUCGAAAUCAAAUGCUGGCAGUUCUUGCAAAUCCGAAUCAGUCUAUUGCUCAGACAGUAUCCACCGACGGCGGCGGCUGUCGAUGGCUCAAAGGAAAAACAGCCGCCCAAGUUUCAACGGCUUGCUUCUACCUUAAUCGGACUAGAAAAGGACAUUUUGAAUAACGCUUUAGAAUACGUUCAAAAGUGCAUCAAUGGAAUGCUUCGUGAUUAGAUUUUUUUUAUCUUGUCUUGUUGUUUUAUUUAAAAUAUGUUUUGAACAGAUGUGUCACUGACUUAGGCAAGUAACGGUGUUGAUACAAACAACAGUAUUCGUGCAAUAUUAGUCUAAACGUUAUUGACUAUUGUAAAUUAAAUUGAGUUGCUCAACUUGAGUUAUAUGAAACCUCUGGGUGUGUUUUUAUCUUAACGUUCCUGAUUUUUUUAACGUGCCAAAUACCGUUGAUUGUAUAAUAUAAAAUCAAUGCAAAUGUUAUAACUAAUAAGUCUAAUAUAUUAUGUUUUGAUAUUAAUUAUGUUUAAAUUAAAUGUCUAACAAUAUAGCAAUACUAAAUAUCACAAUUUAACACAUUUUUAUUUGUGACCAAUAUAGCGGAUUUUAUAAGUCCACGAUUUGAUUAGUUACUUAUUUUAUUGUAAAUGUUUUUAUAAACAUAUUUAUAUGUAUAAAACUUAAUUUUAAUCAAUGUGUUUUAAUCGAGAUUAAAUGGCAGAUCAUAUGAAAUUCAUUAGUAGCUGAUAUAUAUCCUAAACCUCUGAACCGAUUUCUUCAUAUCACAAGUCUAUUAUUGAGCUCAAAUCGUACCCAAAAGGUCUUUUAAUUGGUAAACAAUUAAAAAAGUUCAUAUCUUCCCCUUUUAAAUCGAGAAAAAUUUAUAAAAAAUGUACACAGAUUUCAACCUGAAAUAACAACGCGCUAUAGUUUAGAACUUUUUGAAAUAUCGAGUGGGAUAUUCUUUAGAUAUAGUGUACUACCAAUACACAGUGAGAAACCAACAAAACAUCUUUGACCAUUUCUCUUAGAAUGAGUAGAAAUGUUUACUUUAUUUGCUUUUUAGGACUUAAAACAUUUACAAAUUUUUCAAAAAGUAUUCAAAUUUUAACAUGAUAUGAUGUUAUUGGGCUAUGGUCAAUCGGAAAAUAUGUGCGUGCGUGCAUCGCGCUGAAUGUUUCGGGUAUACUAUAUAUAUCUAUAAGAUUAGAGAUAAUGGAUUAGAGUUAAUAGAUGGUCCAGCUAGAUGCUAGGAGGAAAGAGAUUAGAGAUAAAACAAGUACCAGGGUUCUAUACUUGUAAUGAUAUUAAGACAUAAUAUCUAUGUUCUUAUGUACUUCCGUGCAGCGGAGGUUAUGCCCACUUUUUUUCAGAAAAACAACGGUUGUUAUAUAAUUAAAUAU
This is a messenger RNA of Adelges cooleyi (spruce gall adelgid), 2880 nucleotides long. Its product is annotated as actin-histidine N-methyltransferase-like. The coding region runs from base 185 to 1699 and encodes 504 amino acids. NCBI's taxonomy places the organism in Eukaryota, Metazoa, Arthropoda, Insecta, Hemiptera, Adelgidae. Gene Ontology annotation, molecular function: histone H3K4 methyltransferase activity; protein-L-histidine N-tele-methyltransferase activity; histone H3K36 methyltransferase activity. Gene Ontology annotation, biological process: peptidyl-lysine dimethylation; positive regulation of transcription by RNA polymerase II; peptidyl-lysine trimethylation. The transcript has 10 exons. The record is from RefSeq and is a predicted model, not a curated record.